AUCACUGUUCUAAUAGCCUAAUCGCAAUCACUCUCUCCUCUCAUCUCUCUUUGUAGCGACACCACGAUCCAAGCAUCCGACGCUGCUGUAGUGCGGUACCUUUUAAGUUUCGCAUUCUUUUUAAGUUUUUCGAUUUGCUUUGCUGAAAGGAUUAUGAGAUGCUGCGUCAACAGUAUUGUUUCUGAUUACUGAUUACUGAUUAGGUAAAUGGAUUAUUGGAUUGCUAAUUUGCUAUGCUUACGUUUUAUUGUUGACGUACGAUUGUACGAUUUAACUUGACGAAAACACCUAUAUUGUUUUUCUUAUAAUUUGCUAUCUGGAUGGGUAAAUGGAUUAUUCGAUUGCUAAUUUGCUAAUGUCUCCAUUAAUUUUUCUUAUAAUUUUUGUGUUAUAUUCGUGAUAUAAUCUUCAAUAUUAAUAAUGACUACGUAAUUAGUCCAUGAGAAUUAGUCAUAUAGUCCUAUUCUUCAGGUGUAUUAUUCAUGUGUUACUAGUGCCUAAUUAUGUGGAGUUAGGUUAUGUGUCUUCUGUAUAUAAAUACAUGUAACAUUCAUCAAAUAUAACAUGUACAGCUUCAAUCGUAUUCUUUGUUCUCUAUAUGGUAUCAGAGCGAUAACCUACAUGCCAAUUUUUUUUCCCUCCUACUCUGUGAAUUUACGAUUCCAACAUUUAAUGAUCACAAUAUAUUGAGUGAGAUGGAAAACGGGCAAAAGUUUGUGCUUUCCCUUCAAUAGUGGCUACUGCAGUAAGGUAGAUGGAUUACUAGUUUUUUUUUAAUAAUUUAUUUGUAAAUUAGUAUUUUGAUUUGUGAAUUUGAUAGUUAAGGGAGUUCUCUAGCAGCACUCAAAAUCAAAAUGUCUGAAUAUGAAAUACCUUUCCAUAUUCAAGAGGAUAUCAUGAAAAGGCUUCCGGUCAAAUCAUUGGUUCAGUUCAGAAGUGUGUCAAAAGCAUGGAAGUGUUUGAUCGACAGCUCUGAGUUUAUUGCUGCUCACAGCAACCACUGCCACACUCAGCCACAACAUCUACUUGUAUCAUAUGAAGAUCCGAUAAUGAAAGAACACUAUGUUUGUUUUGUUGAUGAUGACACCUUCCCCCAACAGAGGUCUGUUCUGACUCUGACUCUUCCUCUAUCUGUUAAAUACCUUCGUCUUCUUGGUAGCUCUCACGGCUUGUUGUGCUUGUACCACUCUCAUCACAACCCUGCAACUAAGAUGGUUGUUCUUUGGAAUCCCUUAAUUAGAAAAUCGAUUGUUGUUGAUGUGCCUAAGCAACCAUAUGUUUGUUUUGGGGUUUGUCCACUCACUUGUGACCCUAAGAUCAUUUCAAUUUAUCAAAUUUGGGAUGAAGCAAAUAUUGAAACUAGUUUCCGUUGCAAAGUUAUGGUUUACACUUUGAGCUCAGGGAAAUGGAGAACUCUAUCCAGCAAUCUGCCCACUAAACCGAUUCGACAUUUUUGGCUUAUGGUAGUUACUGAUCGGUUUAUCUAUUGGCUUGUUGAGUUACCGAAUCAUAAUAUGAUAAUGUCUUUUGAUGUUAGUGAUGAGAAGUUUGAAACAAUAGACCUUCUGGAUAGUUUAGCCACCCAUCAUCCCACGGACUUGCAUUUAUCUAAGCUAAGAGACUCUCUUGCCAUGCUUCAAAACAUAGAGAACAUCUUAACUGUAUGGAUGAUGGAGCAUGGUGUUCAAAGAUCUUUUACAAAGUUAUUCAUUAUAAAGACACCAAAUCAAACAGUGGGCUUUAGGAAUAGUGGUGCACCUAUAAUGAAAGUUACAGAUGAUGAUCCUGAUGAUUUUGAUGCACGGUAUAAACUUGCAGUUUUUGAGCCUAAUUUAGGAUACAACAAUGUUAUUGAGGUUUCUGGAUCACCUAUUUCCUUUGAGGUGCGUGCCUACAUGGAAACACUACUUUUGCUUGGUCAAUCUGACUGUAAUAGUUAUUGACGUAACUCAAGACGAAGAUAAUGGCCACACUGGAGUUUGGAGCUUUGGAGAAGGUGGUGACACAAAAUGGUAAUUGAAAAGAAGUAGCUUAGCUUGUAGAUGGCAUAUGGAACUUUUAGAAACAUUUUUUAGACUGAUGCUUUUGAUUUAGUAACACUGAACCUUGCCAUCUGUAUGGUUUUGGUUUAUUGUAGCAUGUAUGAUAUGUACCUUGAUAUCCAUUGUUGAUAUGAAAGUGCAUCAUUUUGUAUAACUGUUAUUUCAAAAAAGAAAAAUCAGGUGUACUUUCUAUUAAAAA
This is a messenger RNA of Lactuca sativa (garden lettuce), 2241 nucleotides long. The record is from RefSeq and is a predicted model, not a curated record. Lineage: Eukaryota; Viridiplantae; Streptophyta; Magnoliopsida; Asterales; Asteraceae.